CAACAACUCCUCUAUACAUGCAUGCCAUAAACACUGGCCCCAAUUACUUAACAGAAAAAAAAAAAAAGAGAAGAGAGCAGUAUCUAGUUCUGCCUUGUUCUUGCUCCUUAUAUAAACAGCCAUUGCUUGCUGGUGACAACAUAUCGAUCGAUCAGGCGACGACAACCGCAGCAUCAGAGAGAGCCGAUCGAUCGAUCGAUCUACCACAAGGGAAGCAUGAAGGCUAGCUCCGUAGCAUUGCUCGCCGCCGUCAUGGCGGUCGCGGCGGUGGCCUCGACGGCGGUGGCCAAGGACUACACGGUCGGCGGCUCCUACGGCUGGGACACCUACGUCGACUACGACAAGUGGGCCGCCGGAAAGACGUUCAUCGUCGGCGACACCAUAACGUUCAAGUACGAGCCGUACCACAACGUGGUGGAGGUGCCGGCUGAGACGGACUACGACGGCUGCGUCUCGACCAACCCCGUCUCCGUCCACUCCGGCGGCAACACCACCUUCGAGCUCGCCGCCGCCGGCACGCGCUACUUCAUCUGCAGCAUCCCGCGCCACUGCCUCAACGGCACCAUGCACGUCAAGGUCACCACCGUCCCUUACUCCGCCUCGGCCGCCGCCGCCGCCGCCGCGGACGCCGGCCCUUCCCCGGCGCCGCUCCCCUCGCCUCCCGCCGACGAGCAGCAGCACAGGUCGAACUCGGCGUCGUCGCCGGCGGCCGGCCCGAGCAGCAGCGCGGCGUCCACGCCGCGGCAUCGGAAGCAGCCGGCGGUGGCCGUGGCCGGGCUGGCCUUGGCUGCUCUGGUGGCCAUGGCCGCCUAAACGAUAUAAAAAGAAAUUAAUAUCGUUUUAUAUUUCUUAUUGAUUUUAAUUACUAUUUACAUGUGGCGUACGUAAAUACACGGGUUUCUACGUAUAUUUAUCGAGGUGUGGUGAAACUUCUCUUGCACCAGAGGCGUUUUGUUACUCGUUUUGAGGGUUGCUGUGUAUUAAUUAAUUGUUGUGUAUACAUAAGCCCUUCUGUAUUUUGCAGUUCCAUUUAUUAAAGAGAAGAUUCUUGCUGUUUCAUUUUGAA
This is a messenger RNA of Oryza sativa Japonica Group (Japanese rice), 1066 nucleotides long. RefSeq names its product mavicyanin. NCBI's taxonomy places the organism in Eukaryota, Viridiplantae, Streptophyta, Magnoliopsida, Poales, Poaceae. Gene Ontology annotation, cellular component: plasma membrane. The record is from RefSeq and is a predicted model, not a curated record. Gene Ontology annotation, molecular function: electron transfer activity.